Anarrhichthys ocellatus (wolf-eel) is the source of this 893-nucleotide messenger RNA. RefSeq names its product SWI5 homologous recombination repair protein (gene swi5). The record is from RefSeq and is a predicted model, not a curated record. Bases 66 to 464 code for a protein of 132 amino acids. Gene Ontology annotation, cellular component: Swi5-Sfr1 complex; Swi5-Swi2 complex. The transcript has 5 exons. Lineage: Eukaryota; Metazoa; Chordata; Actinopteri; Perciformes; Anarhichadidae. Gene Ontology annotation, biological process: double-strand break repair via homologous recombination.
UCCUCGGUGACCAUUUGCUGCUCCUACUAUAACUAUACCACACUUACUUUUACAAUAAAGACAUUAUGGACACAGAGCAGUCUGAAGAAACUCACUGUAGUCACGUUUCAACACCGGAGGGGAACGACUUGAAGAGAGGAGCACUGAAAAGAACUCCCUCCUCACAGUUUAAGAGAGUACACUCCAACUUCAAAUCACCUCUUCAAGUGACAGAGAGUGCUAAAGUUAGCCCUGCAGAGGAGGUAGCUGAGCUGCAGAGAAGAAGAGAGCAGCUGGACACAGAGAUAGCACAGCUGGAGGCUGAUGGAUGCAGAGUAGAGGAGCUGGAGCAUCACAUUGAUAUGCUGCAUGAAUACAAUGACAUCAAAGACAUUGGACAGUCACUCCUGGGCCGUAUUGCUGCUGUGAGGGGGGCCACCACACGAGAUCUCUACAGCCACUUUGGUCUGGAGUUGGAUGACUGAAAACAAAACCUAUGAAAUGACUGGUGAGGAUGGUUCCUCAGACCAAGGAGAGAAAAGACCAAAGAACCUUUUUAGAUGGGAGGAUUGAUUUGGACUAAAGACACAGGUUCGCCCAUUUUCGUGGUGAUUUAGUCUUCACCUCUUUACCGAGUGAGAUUUCUAAAGUGAGAAUGAGUAUAACACGAGGAGAAUGAAGCAGGCCCUGCCUGCACACGUGAUAUUUAAGAGGCCAUUAACUUCAGGCUUUUUUGUUCUGUUUUGAAAUUUGAGUUUAUGUAACUAGAGUUUGGAUGAUGGCUGCAUGAGUGUUUAUUACUUUUCUGACUCUGGUUGGUUAUUACCAAAAAAAGAGGGAAUGCUGGAGUGUCAUCUUAAAGUGUAAAAUGAAAUGCACUAGCUGUUGGUACAUGAUGCUUUGUAAGCUGACGA